Molecule: messenger RNA, 528 nt
Organism: Oppiella nova
Lineage: Eukaryota; Metazoa; Arthropoda; Arachnida; Sarcoptiformes; Oppiidae
Source: the annotation of a GenBank genome assembly
AUGGGUGCCCAAUCAGUCACCGGUGGAUCAGCUCAUGGUCUCAGUUGGAUAUCCAGGAAAUUUAGUCUUCACACAGAGAGCCAUCACGGAUCAGGUGGUGGUCCGCCUCAUCCACAUCUCUGCGGCGGUUAUGGAGGGGCUCUGAAGGGCUCCCGAAGCCCUACCAUAAGGACUGCCAAUCACUCGCACUCUAUGGGUAGCGGCGAGUGGUUUCUAUACAAUUUUGCGUUCAGAGAACUGAUUGCAGAGUUACAGCAGUAUCCCUACGACGACAGGGCCCGCGGUUUUAUAGACUUCUUUCAAGUCAAGUUGAGAUGUUGUGGUGUUGUAUCACUUAACGACUAUCAGAGGGCUGUGCACUGGCUUUACGAGAGUUUCUGGAGUUGAGAAGUGGUAUAAUUGGUUUGUUGUGUUUAAUCGCAGCUUUAAUCCAAUUAAUCUUAAUUGCAUUGACUUUAAUGCUCUUUUGCUCCAAGAAGAGGAAUUUCAUUCGAUAGCUCUCUCUCUCUCUCUCUCUCUCUCUCUCUC